GAGGGUCGCGGCGUUCAGCUGCACUCAAAGAAGACGAUCGUCUGCACCCAGUUCUGGACGAGAGCGGAGAGAAUCCUGUACAGAGUCUGGGGAUGCAACGUCAUGAACGUGGGCGCGGCACCGGAGGUGAAGCUGGCUCGGGAGGCUGAAGCAACGUACGUCUGCAUCAACUUCUCUGGAACCGAUGUCUCAACCCAGAUACGCUCUGAUCGCCAGGGCGACCGACAUUCCUCCAUUGUGCAUCGCAGCGGAUCAUCGAAUGAAGAAGAUUGGCAGCAGUUGGCAUAUGUGCUACCCGCAAAAGGCUCUUUUCUGGCAUCAUGUCGUGGAUAA
Messenger RNA from Punctularia strigosozonata HHB-11173 SS5, 333 nucleotides. RefSeq lists its product as uncharacterized. Gene Ontology annotation, molecular function: catalytic activity. Lineage: Eukaryota; Fungi; Basidiomycota; Agaricomycetes; Corticiales; Punctulariaceae. The record is from RefSeq and is a predicted model, not a curated record. Gene Ontology annotation, biological process: nucleoside metabolic process. The transcript has a single exon. The annotation marks the transcript as partial.